Molecule: messenger RNA, 276 nt
Organism: Trichoderma gamsii
Lineage: Eukaryota; Fungi; Ascomycota; Sordariomycetes; Hypocreales; Hypocreaceae
Exons: 1
Coding region: 1-276 (91 amino acids)
Source: RefSeq, a predicted model, not a curated record
AUGCCGAUCAUCGCAGUCUUUACAACAGCCCACGCUCACCAGCUUGACUUUCCCAUCACUAGCUUCGAUAUCGAAAGCAUUUGCCGCUACAUAUUUCGAAACAGCUUUGACAACUUGACAUUCGCGGCAUUCAAAUUUCCAGCCGAGCUUGCCGAAGAGCAACCCCUUCUGGAGCUCGUCCAGCCCUUGAUCCCUUAUGACGUCUUUGAUAGCCAUUAUAAUAUCGUAUCCGUCUUCAGUACGCAGGUUGCUAGCUCUGCCUUUGUCACGGACUAA